This is a messenger RNA of Microsporum canis CBS 113480, 3183 nucleotides long. RefSeq names its product protein kinase kin1. Bases 1 to 3183 code for a protein of 1060 amino acids. Gene Ontology annotation, molecular function: ATP binding; tau-protein kinase activity; protein serine/threonine kinase activity. The record is from RefSeq and is a predicted model, not a curated record. The transcript is spliced from 3 exons. Gene Ontology annotation, cellular component: cytoplasm. Gene Ontology annotation, biological process: protein phosphorylation; intracellular signal transduction; microtubule cytoskeleton organization. NCBI's taxonomy places the organism in Eukaryota, Fungi, Ascomycota, Eurotiomycetes, Onygenales, Arthrodermataceae.
AUGUCCACCGCGGCCCCCUCUACGCCAACCGCCGUGCGCAGUCCAACCUCCUACAGGAACCCGCCAGGAGACGCCAGCUCGCCGUCCAGGACGCAGAGUGCCAGUGGACGUCCGCAUCAGAGGUCUUCUCACAGCCGGACCGGCUCCAGGUCCUAUUCCCAGGAACCCAGUGGUGGCCAUACACGCACCCCGAGCAAUGCUCGACGGGACUACGACCCUCCUCAGCCUUCUACAGCCUCUCGACCCAGCACCACCGGCCGGAGCUCGUCCAAGGACCGGCCACGAGAGGCCUCUGCGUCGUAUCGGCCUGACCCUGCUCGCACCCAUCGUCGCACCCCGUCCAGGCCUACGAACGGCGACGUCGUCGACAUGGCUCGCUCAAACCCGCCCGAGGGCGCGUCGCAUCCUGCCAAUGCCCAUCAUGCCUCCAAUGGUGCCUCCCUAGCUGCCCAGCCAAAGAGACGCACCACGAUCACCACGCCGUCUGGACAGUGGGCACUUGGCAAGACAAUCGGCGCUGGAAGCAUGGGCAAAGUCAAGCUCGCAAAGAACCUCGAAACCGGUGAACAGGUUGCGGUGAAAAUUAUCCCUCGUCACACCAAUGACGAGCAACGGAGUAGCCGAGAGAAUGAAAGGGCGGACCGUUCUAAGGAGAUACGGACCGCAAGGGAGGCUGCCAUUGUCACCCUCUUGAAUCAUCCGUACGUCUGUGGCAUGCGGGAUGUCGUUCGCACCAACUAUCACUGGUACAUGCUCUUUGAGUAUGUCAACGGCGGCCAGAUGCUCGACUACAUAAUAUCCCAUGGCAAGCUAAAGGAAAAGCAAGCACGCAAGUUUGCCCGUCAGAUCGCAAGCGCACUGGACUACUGCCACCGAAACAACAUCGUUCACAGGGAUCUCAAAAUAGAGAACAUCCUCAUCAGCAAGACGGGUGAUAUCAAAAUAAUCGACUUUGGUCUCAGCAAUCUCUUCUCUCCCAAGGGGCAGCUAAAGACCUUUUGUGGCAGUCUCUACUUUGCCGCUCCCGAAUUGCUGCAGGCUCGCCAGUACACCGGGCCGGAAGUCGACGUCUGGAGUUUCGGUAUCGUGCUCUACGUCCUCGUCUGCGGCAAGGUUCCGUUUGAUGACCAGAGCAUGCCUCAGCUCCACGCAAAGAUCAAGAAGGGUGUCGUCGAGUAUCCGCCUGGUCUCUCUUCUGACUGCCGUAACAUCAUCUCCCGAAUGCUGGUCACCGACCCAAAGCAACGAGCCUGUUUAGCUGAAAUCAUGCAACACCCUUGGAUGACCAAGGGAUACAGCGGAGUGCCAGAAAACUAUCUCCCUCAACGUGAGCCGAUGAAGCUACCCCUGGAUCAGGAAGUCGUUCAGAAGAUGACCGGCUUCGACUUUGGUCCCCCGGAAUUCAUCACUUCGCAGCUCACCAAGAUCGUUGAAUCUGAUGAGUAUCAACUCGCCGUCCGAAGUAGCGCGAAGGAACAGCAACAACAUAGCCUUAAUGCUUCAAGUGAGAAGCGACGAGGUGUUUUCGAUUUCUAUAAGCGCCGUAACUCCAUGAGCAAAGACAACCUGACCAUGACCCCUUCGUUUGAGGCCAUGCACUCUUUUGGUGACCCUGCCUGCGGGUUCCACCCACUCAUCUCAGUUUACAAUCUUGUCAAGGAAAAGCAAGAUCGAGAAAACCCUCAACUGCACCCGGCCGGUCUUCCUGGCCCGGCUGACGUUGCACUGAGACAGCCAGAUCUCCCCAUGCCUGAAGCUGCGUAUACUAAUCAAAAUGCCUUCGAAGUCCCUGGGGAGAAAGAAACAGGAGGAAGGUCUCGUCCACGGGCUAGGACACGCGGAGAUGAUGACCUGACCGAAGGAGUCAAGAACUUGACCGUGGCGAAGCCGCCUGCGCAGCAGACAGUGUCACCAACCAUCGUAACUCCACCCGCUGACACUGCUCCGCCAAAGAAGGAGAGUGCAGCAGCUGGCUUAUUGAGGCGUUUCAGCACCAGAAGGACCCGAGAUAGGGGCCGCGAGACGGAGAGAGAAAGGCACCAACAACCUAUGGCUGCACAUGCACACUUUGCCGAAGACCUUCUCGCACCGAGAAAGAGCUUCAGUGUACGAAGGACCAGGCGUGGGGAGGCAGCUCCUGGAAAUCUGCACCCUAGUGGAAGUCAUUCCCAGUACCCUGAUAUCCCUCAUGGAUCAAAUUCCGGACUGUCGCCUUCCCGCGUCAACAAUUUCCUCGCCAGGUCAACAAGUGUGAACUCGGGAGAAAAUCGUAUCCGAAGAAGCAAUAGGAGAGGCCCCUCAGGCUAUCUCUCAUCGGCGCCCAACGAGCCAGGUUUGGCAAGCAAGUCAGACCAAUCUAAUCUACACGUCCAACGGACCACCAAACCCAGUGAACAGGCCACCGAGCUUAAGAACACCUAUCCUCCUCAAGCUAGGACCAAAUCACUAGGCCAUGCGAGACACGAGAGCAUCCAAGCCCGCCGCGCUCGCCGUGAGGAAGCAAAGGAAGCCCAGGUACCCGAGGAGACUGACAAUGAGGUCCUUGAAGGCCCAAACGCCGUGUCAGGCACGGGCGAAGACCUUUCAAAGCCCGUCUAUCUCAAGGGCCUAUUCAGCGUAUCUACCACCAGCAGCAAACCCCUUCAGUUCAUCCGCUCCGAUAUCAUCCGUGUUCUCAAACAGCUGGGGGUCGAAUACGUUGAAAUAAAAGGUGGUUUCAGCUGCCGUCACGCCCCAAGCAUUGACCUCAACCGUGUCGUUGACGCCAACCCUCCAAGCCCAGAGAGACAAGGCCCAGUUUCAGGCCAUCGUCGCCGAAUCAGCUUUGCUGGUCUCCGGGCGCAUGCAACCGCCGAAGAAACGCAAGAUCACAAAGCGUCCCCUUCGACCAAGGCGUCACGCCGUAGCCAGCGUGCCCCUGAUCAAAGCUUCAUCACCAAUUCUGAGGGGUCAGAUGAAUAUGUUGCUCCUCGGGACAGCACUGCCGGCGGAGAGCGCGUGGUAGGCGAAACAACUACAAAGGUCCAAACUGAUACCGGCGCAAACCUCAUCCUGCGCUUUGAGAUCGUCAUCGUCAAAGUACCUCUCUUCUCGCUACACGGUAUCCAAUUCAAGAAAGUAUCCGGCGGUAUGUGGCAGUAUCGGGAAAUGGCAAAGAAAAUCCUAGAUAACCUCAGGCUAUAA